AGAGGCGGCGGGUUGUUGACGCGUUGCCUAGUGACGGUAGCGAGGCCGGGGACGCGUGCUAGCGCCGGUGAUAGCCGGUGGCCGGUGACGGCCACCGCCCGAUCCCGGUGCGGGAGCCCCGGCAGGGAGUCUGUGUUUUCCAUCUUGCCGUGGUGGAGGCAGGUGGGGAAAUGGUAGAGAAGAAAGAGGGCUCGGGCCCCUCAAAGCCCGCAGGUGACAGGAGCCCUCAGCUGCAGAAGCCCCUGGGGCAUGUGAAGAAAAACAAGCAGCAGGUCUCCGAGGGAUUCACGAUUAAAGCCAUGAUGAAAAACACCGUGGUAAGAGGGCCCCCAUCUGCAGGAGCAUUUAAGGAAAGACCACCAAAGCCCACAGUAUUCCGCAAGUUUUAUGAGCGAGGAGACCUCCCAAUUGCCCUUGAUCAUGAUACUAAAGGAAACAAAAUCGCCUGGAAGGUAGAGAUAGAAACCCUGGACUAUAAUUCCUAUCUGCCUAUUUUUUUUCAUGGCCUUUGUGAAAUGACAUUUCCACAUGAGUUUUUUGCUCGUCAAGGAAUUCAUGACAUGCUGGAACAUGGCGGAAACAAGAUUCUGCCUGUCAUUCCUCAGCUCAUUAUUCCAAUAAAAAAUGCACUGAACCUUCGUAACCGACAGAUCAUCUGCACCACACUGAAAGUCCUCCAGCACCUGGUGGCGUCAGCUGACAUGGUGGGGAGGGCCUUGGUGCCCUAUUAUCGGCAAAUCCUCCCAAUCCUAAGCAUCUUUAAGAAUAUGAAUGUUAAUUCAGGUGAUGGGAUAGAAUACAGCCAGCAGAAGCGUGAAAACAUUGGAGAUCUGAUUCAAGAGACACUGGAAGCCUUUGAACGCUGCGGUGGAGAAAACGCGUUUAUAAACAUUAAAUACAUGAUCCCUACUUACCAGUCGUGCAUAUUAAACUGAGCUGUAUCAAAUGGGAUAAUUCCAUUUGUGUUCUAAAAAAACUGUGUCUGACUCUCUAUGGCAUCUUGUUAGUCAUGCUUUUUUCUCUACAGCUGCUAAAAUAGUGGCUUCUGGGGCAUUAAAGUGUUAGCACUAUUGUGAACAAGUCUUUCCAAUAGAUAAAUAGUGCCUGUUCCUCUGAUUACAAUGGUGUACUGUGCUUGUUUGUUCCCUGAAAGAAUCGCUCCCUUAUAACAGAGCUGACUCGAGCAGGAAUCGGAGUUAAACCUUCACUUGUAUAGACAAUAAAACUAUAAUUUUCAUACGCGA
Messenger RNA from Pezoporus occidentalis (night parrot), 1244 nucleotides. RefSeq names its product parkin coregulated (gene PACRG). Gene Ontology annotation, cellular component: vesicle; neuron projection; cytosol. The transcript is spliced from 6 exons. Bases 171 to 935 code for a protein of 254 amino acids. Gene Ontology annotation, molecular function: Hsp70 protein binding; Hsp90 protein binding. Lineage: Eukaryota; Metazoa; Chordata; Aves; Psittaciformes; Psittacidae. The record is from RefSeq and is a predicted model, not a curated record.